AUGUUUGAUCCGGCUGUGAGCAGUGGCAUUCCAACCCAACAUUUACAUGAAGCAGUUUCUAACACUGAGAACACACCUUCCUCUACUCAGCCUCACGUGUGUAUUGGUGAACCAAAGGAGGGUGCAUAUGAUUUUGGAAAUAAUACAUUGAAGGAUCAAGGCGAGCUGACAUUUGAAAGUGAAUCGGUUAGCAUCUCAAGAGCCUAUUCUCAGGGAAUAUUGGAUAAUUUCAUGCAAGCAUUGCGGUUUUCAGGUGUGGAUUUAUCCGAGGCCAACGUUGCAGUACAAAUUGAUGUAGGGAGACGAUCAAUUGCCUCCACGUCUAGCACAAAGUGGCCAAUGUUGUUUGUUCAGGAUCAUGGGAGCCAAUUUGUGAACACCCAAUCAAUGCCAUGCUCAGCAGUCGACUACUACAGUGAGGAUUCUGAACAAGCUCUUAAGAGGCUCAGAACAGAAGAGAGUUAG
Messenger RNA from Neltuma alba, 465 nucleotides. Its product is annotated as transcription factor BIM2-like. The coding region runs from base 1 to 465 and encodes 154 amino acids. The transcript is spliced from 3 exons. Gene Ontology annotation, molecular function: protein dimerization activity; DNA-binding transcription factor activity. The record is from RefSeq and is a predicted model, not a curated record. Lineage: Eukaryota; Viridiplantae; Streptophyta; Magnoliopsida; Fabales; Fabaceae. Gene Ontology annotation, biological process: DNA-templated transcription.